CGCAUACGCCCCUUGUAAAAAUGUACCAGAAUUUCUAUGAAGAUUUUCUCAGAAUUUUUACACGAAUUGGAAUAUUUUCCAGAAAAAUUCAAACAAAAUAAUGAAAUUCAGAUUUUUUCUGUCAACACAUCUUUGUAGGAAUCUGAAUAAAUAUUUUCAUACGUACAGAUACUGCAAAUUCUCAUCCAAUUAUUUCUGAAAGUAUCUGAGAAAUUUGACAUAUUUUAUUUUUUUUCCAGAAUUUUUCAUCAAUGUAAAAUAUGAGAAAUUAGAAAUUCUUAGGAAAUUUCUAAGAAAAUCUGAGGAAUUUUUUCACCAGGAGCGUAUACAUCCCACGGAUUUCUAUGUACUAUCUAACUAGACUGCUUUUGCCGUCAUUUUUUAUGCCAAGGCUGGGAGGUGCCAUCAGCUGAACUUCUUGCACCGUUCAUCUUUCUUCUUUUUCUCUUCACGUCGGAGAGAAAAGGAACAAACGCUCCACGUGUCGACAGCCGUCUCGCGAUAUGACGUAGACAGAACUCACAUCCUCGCGUUACGCUCUCUCCACUCGUCUCUUAUCCAAGGUGUAUACUCGGGAGCGUUAACGCGCGCGACCCGAUCGAUCAAACACCUCCGCUGUACACGCGAAACGUAUCCUGUCGCACUUGCACGCUACCUCUCGACUGGUUUUUAGCUCUGCGAAAAAAACAAAAUUGUAAAUUGCGCGUCGUCGAGGUCUCCCCGCAGAUACGGACGCCUGGGACAGGUGUCAGGUGUUAACGCUCCGGAUUGUACACGACAGAGGCACUCAGCGCACUCUCGAAACUCCACUUGAAGGCGCACGAGGUCGACGUGUUUGCCACGGUUUCGCCCCUAGGAUAUUACGCGCGCCCUGGCCUGGGUACUCCCAGGUACUCCGGAGCCACGAGGCCCGACGAGGCCUGACGAGGCCACCGAGCUCACUCUCCGUUUCCCAUCUGGCUGCACAGAGUUUAAAAAUAGUUAAACAUUCGCCGAUAAACCAAUAAAUUGCCUUGAUCUGUGCUCCUUCGAGUCAUUCGAAUGAAUCCCGUGUCCUCUCGGCCGUCCGCUUGAAGAAGAGAUCAAUUGACAACGCCGAUUACCUUGCCGAUUAUGGCUUCGAAAGUUACGCUCUCCCAGGCCCUGGGAACGGACGGAAGCGACUAUGGUCACCGACAGAAAAUCGCGACUCAUUAUCAAGUCAGUGCGACAAACAAAUCAAGACUGAAGUAUUGUAUAUUUUUUCACUACCUGUUAUUCUUCGUCAUGCUCGCCAAACUGUCCGCAGACAUAUUAGAUCAUCUGGAUAUAUUUAUCUUGGAAAUCGAGGAAUUACAAAUACCACAGCCAUUGUGGUGGGAAUACAUAUGGUGCACUAGUUUAUUAUUAUCUUUCCUCGCUCUCUCCGCGAUUAAAAGGAAUAGGAUUAAAACGCUGCAAAAAUAUAUGAUAGGUAUCAUUUUGCUGGGCUACGGCCCAUUGAUUUAUGCCGUUGUGUAUUACUUUAAGGACGUCUGGACAUAUUUAACCAUAGGCAAAUCUGAGAACAUUCAUUUGUGGCAGGGUCUCCCAUAUGGCGUACUUUGGUACGCUUUUAUUCUUUUGGCCUCACAGGUUCAUUGUUUCUCCUUGUACUUUUCGUGGAAUCUACUAGUCGCAUGGAGAACGCGAGGCGCCAAAAGAAUGGAUUAAACUCGAGAGGCAACUGUAAUCACCGACAAAUUAUGUUUACAUAAAUUAUGGACGUGUAUUUUGGAAUAUUUGAAUUUUGACCCAUAUUUAUUGUGUAUUUACGAUAAGAAGAGAAAGAUAUACAAUUGUUGUACAAGAAAGAAACAUCUAAAAUCUGUAAAAACCAUGAGAGAUGUAUAUAAAAUGAAAAACUAUCGUUAUACAUGUAUAUAUGGAAAUACGCACAUGCAGAAAUUAGA
Molecule: messenger RNA, 1931 nt
Organism: Temnothorax curvispinosus
Lineage: Eukaryota; Metazoa; Arthropoda; Insecta; Hymenoptera; Formicidae
Gene: jagn
Product: protein jagunal
Exons: 4
Coding region: 1114-1692 (192 amino acids)
Biological process (GO): endoplasmic reticulum organization; vesicle-mediated transport
Cellular component (GO): endoplasmic reticulum membrane
Source: RefSeq, a predicted model, not a curated record